Messenger RNA from Drosophila bipectinata, 3498 nucleotides. RefSeq names its product Proteoglycan Cow (gene Cow). The record is from RefSeq and is a predicted model, not a curated record. NCBI's taxonomy places the organism in Eukaryota, Metazoa, Arthropoda, Insecta, Diptera, Drosophilidae. Gene Ontology annotation, biological process: anatomical structure development. Gene Ontology annotation, molecular function: calcium ion binding; protein binding; collagen binding.
UCGACGCGAUGGCUGCCACUUAGAAAGAAAUCCGACUCGGAGGCGCUCAGUUUACGUUUCGGCCGCGUCGCCUUCAGUUCAGUUCACCAGAGUUCCGUGACCAGGCUGCACUGCAUCCAACGCGGAGGCGCCUGCGAUUGCAAAGCAAGACCAAAACUCAUUGUCAUUCAUAGUUAUCGCUGCGUCAGUGUGCGAGACAACAGAGAGAGUGUGUGUGUGCCAGUGAGAGUGCGUGUUGGUGCGUAAACCGGAGGAGGCGUCCGUACUUUUCCAGGGGACAGCGAUUAAACACUGCGUUAGCGGAACUUGUCAACACACCCACAGGGCGAAUCGCUUAGAGAACUUCCCUUAGAACCAGCAGGACCACGGUUACCAUUAACCGUUAACUGUUACCGCCACCAAAGCUCAUAGACGCAGCUCCAGCCAUCUCCUGUUCCUGUUCCUGUUUCCGAACACCAUGAAGCACUCGCCGCUGAUUGCCAGCGUUUGUCUGGCACUGGUGUUGAUGUCAUCCAGCCUGAUUGGCAGCUCCGAGGCCAGAAAGAAGAAGUACGUCGGCGAGACGGGCGGCGAUUUUGAGUUUAUCGAUGAGAUAAACAAAAACACGCAGAAUGGCAACAAGAACCUGGGCGAGCACAAGCGUUGGAUCCACGAUCCGUCGAGUGACCUUUGCCGACCACUGAACUGCAAGAAACGUGAAAUUUGCCUCCUGGAGGACGAGUACAGUGCCGUGUGCGUGUCGAAGAAGGAGCUACACAAGAAUCGCGAUGAGAUAAUCACCAAGGCCAAGUACUUGGAGGAGGAGGCCAAGCGGCGCGUCAACCAGCAGGAUAGCCAGGACAGCCAGGACGCCGAGGAUAUCAACAACGAUGAUGAGGACAACAGCAGUGAUGGCAGCAGCAACGGCAACACCAACAGCAAUCCCCCGGCCAGUGUCCAGGGCAAUGAGGAGGCCGAUGACGAAGAUAAGAGCCUCAGCCUGGGCGACGACGACGAGUCCAAGGAGGAUGAUGUUUUCUACGAGAACAGUAUCGCCGCUGGCGAUAAGCAGCAGCAACAGCAACAGAAGCAGCAAUCCCAGCAAGCACCAGCCAUUCAGCAGGACGAUGACGAGGAGUUGGACAACUGCAAGCCAUGUCCUGUGGCCAAGCCAACGUUCCUGUGCGGUGCUGACAACAGGACCUACUCAUCACUAUGCAGAUUGGAUUAUCACAAUUGCAUACAUUCGACGUCCAUUCGGAUUGCCUGCAAAGGAUUCUGUCCCUGCAAGGAGAACUUCGAUGGCAAGCGGCUGCAGCGCAUAUCCGGCUACAACGGCAACAACAAGUACAACAAGAAGAUCGCCCUCGACCAGCAGCAGCAGCAACAACAACAACAGCAGGCCUACAAGGACAGCAGCAACAACAACAUCAUGAUGAACAGCGGCAACAUUAUGGGGGGCAACAACAAUGACUUCAACACGAUCAUGAAUGACAAGGAGGAUAACAACCGACACUACAACCACAUCAAUGCCCAGUACACCUUCACCCCCGAGGAGAUCAAGUACGACAACAAGCACUAUAAAUACCUCAAGUACACGGCCUACAAAAAGGACAACAAGUACCAGGACGAUAAGCACAAGAUGCGCAACUACAACGAAGUGGUGGAGAAGCAACAGCAGAAGGUUAAUAAGAACAACGUAAAUGCAGGUUACCCCUCGAAGUCACCAGAGUGCAAGCCCCAGCAGCUUACUGCCAUUGGCAAUCGACUCCUGGACUGGUUCUCCGUGAUCAUGGCGGACAGCAAGAAGCGCCGGCAGCACAGCCAGAAGUCGAAGGCACACUUCCCGCCCGCCUGCAAGACGGAGGCCAAGUGGAUGUUCGGCCACCUCGACCUGAACAACGACGGGCAACUGUCGCUGCAGGAGAUGUACGACCUGGAGCACGACCAGAACGAGCGCUGCAUCAAGCCCUUCAUCGACACCUGCGACCUGGACACGGACAGUGCGAUCAACACCCGGGAGUGGUGUCGCUGCUUCGAGAAGACGGACCGCCCGUGCGCCGCAGUUCGCCGAAGAAUCGCCGGCGACUUUGCAGGUGAGAUAGGCGCCUACGCACCCGACUGCGACAUUCAGGGAUUCUACAAACCCACCCAGUGCCACAACUCGGUUGGUGUGUGCUGGUGUGUGGACAAGCAUGGAGUCGAGUUCGCCAACACACGCACACGCGGCAAGCCCAACUGCGAGUCCGUGGUCAAUAACGCCGCCUCGCUCACAUCCGACGACGAGGACGAGGGAGCCGACGACGAUGACAGUGCGGAGGGCAGCGCCGAUCAGAUGCUGGUCUUCUAAGCGAAGCGACGACGUUCGUCCUGCAUCCAGUUCGUGGCGCAUCCUGGCUCAUCCCAUCCAAUCAGCAGCGGCGCUGGCGUUACAACAGAAAAUUAAUAUUAUUAUUAUGAUUGCAAACAAAACCGAAAACAACCGAAAGUGGAAGUUGAAGUAGAAGCAAACGCAGAAGCGAAAACUGAAAACAAAAAACCGAAAAACCCUAAAUCCAUAAAUGUGCAGAAUAGCCACGUAAGCGUUUUUGAAUAGAAACUACGAAUAGCAAACAGCAGAAGCAAAUACACCAUACACUCAGACACACACAGACUCGCCAUGAAGAUGAAAGUUGACGCAGAAAGGAUAACAGGGGAGAGCAAACCAAAGAAAAACUGUAGCAUAGUUAGAGGCGAAUCGCACGCUAAUUGGCAUCAUCAGUAGGCAGAGAAGAGCACCCCGGAGUCUACGGCUUUGGCCAUUUUUUUAGUCAAUCAGCCAAGAUUUAUCUUUCGUUAUCAUUGUUGUUUGCAUGGUUAAGUCCAUCCGUCUAUUUUAGCCUUUUUGCAAAAGAUUAGAAACCCAGUUAGAAUCGGCAUCCCUCAACAUCUGUCCUCCUCUGCUUUCGCGCAAGCAAAACACGAUACACGCUAAGAUUCCGCCCAAAAAAACAAAAAUAUAUAAAAUUAUGUGAUAAGUUUUUGAAAAAAAUGAUGAACACGAAUACGAUGGAUCGAGGCCAGUAGCCCCAUUCCCAGAGUACUCCAAGACUCCUAGGCGGCCGAAGAGUGCAGUUCGAGAAGAAGUUCGCGGAGGGAAGAACUCAUAGUUGCAUAUGUACGAAACAUAAUCGCGUUCAUUUAGUGUUACUUACCAGAUAUAUAGUGAGAGAUCCAACACGUAUUCGGCUUGGCUUUGCUACAAGGCGAGCAUCAUUUGAAUCACAGCACCUGCCAGGGCAAACUCAGCACUCAGCUUAAAAUAUAUGUAAACCGGAAAUCGGAAAUCGUAAAUCGUAAAUGUCACGCCACCCACACGAACCAACAUCACACGAACACCAAUUUUUUUGGCCAUUGCGAUCGAGAUCAACCAAGAUCAAGACCGGAAGCGCUUUGAAAUCUUCACACACGUAGGACAUACGACAUUAUCAUAAGAAAAGGAUUUGGCUGGAGAUUCGGUAAACGGCAAUUCGCUUAUAC